GUUAAAAAAAAGUUAGGUUAGCAAUACUAAAAUAAAGAAAGUCGUUAUACUGCUUUAAUUUAUCAAUUUCUUUGUUAAAAUUAAGGACAAUGAGUUCUGGAUUUAUAUCUGAAUCCGAAAUAUUGGAGCAGAGACGACGUCGCCAAGAAGAAUGGGACAAAGUUCGAACUGAAGACCAACCCAAAGAGGCCCCAGAAGAGCCGUAUGACACCAGGCCUCUGUACCAGCGCCUUGAGGAACAGAAGAUGAGGAAGGACGCUGAAUAUGAGGAGGCUCACAAACUAAAAAACAUGAUCCGAGGGCUGGAUGACGACGAGGUGGGCUUCCUGGACCUGGUGGAGCGCAGCAAGGCCAAAGCGGCGCAGCAGAUCUCCUUGCAGGAGCAGAAGGAGAUGCAGGAGUUCAGAGAGCGCGUGUCAACAUUAGCCGAGAGCGAGGAGCUGACGAGGCUGCGCGCGCAGCUCGCGCCGGCGCGCACCACUCCCGCGCAGCAACAGAAGAACAAACUGCAAGGGGUGGUGGUGAGAAAACGUAAAGCGAGCGAGUUGGAGGCAGAAAAAGGCGCCCCUGUGCCCCCGCCGGCCAAAACUAACGCCAAUGGUACAGACAGUGUGCCUUCCGCCGACGGAGUUGAAUUAGGAGCGAUGCGGUGCGUGGGAGUCUUGCCCGGGCUGCGACACUACGGCACUGAUUCCUCUAGUGACACCGGGGACUCUAGCGACAGCGAACCAGAGGACAAAUGCUGCAAGCGCGACCUUCUGGGCCGGCGGCCGUCCACCGACAAGCACAAGGAGAAAAAAAAAUAAAAGGCCUAAAGACCC
Molecule: messenger RNA, 821 nt
Organism: Cydia splendana
Lineage: Eukaryota; Metazoa; Arthropoda; Insecta; Lepidoptera; Tortricidae
Product: PSME3-interacting protein
Exons: 8
Coding region: 90-806 (238 amino acids)
Cellular component (GO): nucleus
Source: RefSeq, a predicted model, not a curated record